Messenger RNA from Brassica napus (rape), 906 nucleotides. RefSeq lists its product as uncharacterized. The annotation marks the transcript as partial. The record is from RefSeq and is a predicted model, not a curated record. Lineage: Eukaryota; Viridiplantae; Streptophyta; Magnoliopsida; Brassicales; Brassicaceae. The transcript has a single exon.
UCACAGGUAUCUUGUUCUGUGAAGUCCUCGACGCUGACUGAAUCAGAUGUAAAUCCAAAUCUAAAGCCACACGAGACGAGUGUUGCUUCUGUAAGAGUGCUAAAGAGACCUUCAUCCUGUGAUUGGUGUGAGUCUGCUGAAUCAUUCACGGGAAGUCCUAAGAAGAAGUUGCGAUCCUGUAGGAGUGGUAAAAUGCGUCUGCAAGCUUCUGUUAACAAUGGUUUCCGGCAAAUGGUCAGGGUAAGAUCAAAAAGGUCUAGUGAAUGUGUUGUUGUUGGUACAGGAAGCUCAGUCUGUAAUGGUUGUUGUGAUGAUACUGAUGCUAGUUGUAGCCCUGUUAGAUAUGAUGAGAGUGAUGAUACCUCAACUUCUUUUCUAGAUGGCUCUACUAGUCAAGAAGCCGACUCUUGCAGUAGCGAUGCAGAAUCUUCAAAAGGGAUUAGAGAAGAAGCUACCGGUGGAACAGUGAGGAGGUCAUGUAGGCCUGAACUAUACACAUACCGUAGUACGCUGGGGAAGUUAUUUGCUUCCGGGCCUUUGGAUUGGAAUCAGGAAGCAUCACUAACCGAUCUACGUCUUUCUCUGAAUAUAUCAACUGAUGAGCAUUUGAUGGAGAUAAGAAAUUUGAAGUCAACACAUAGUAAAUUUUGUUAGUAUCAAAUCAGGAUUCGUUCUUCUUUUUUCUUUUUUGAUCUUUAACAGUCUUAUCUUCAGGUGUUGGCAAUACUUUUCUGCAAUGUGUAAUCAAGUGUUACAUAUUGUUGUUUUUACAAGAGGGUUCUUAUAGUGAUUUGUAUACGGCAGCAGAAUGGAAGAAAGCAUGUAUGGAAACUCCAAUCCUUUCUUAUAGUUUACUUUUGUUGUACGUUCUAGAUAAUAAAGUUAUAAGAAAAGUUACUUCUUCGA